CGCCUCCGCUAAAAAGAAAUUCCCACAUGUUCAGCAACCGCCGCGUUGCGCCGGGAGGGAGGAAUCUGUCGGGCACUUCCCCCCCUUUUCCUACGCCGGCUCACGUGUUCAUCGUUGGUUCUCGCUCCGCCCCCAGUUCCUCUCCCCCGUCAAUCGGUCGCGGCCAGUGGUGCGCGUUGCUGUCGCGGGACGUUCAAUAAGUUUGCGCGUCGCGGGAACUAAUCGCUGGCAGGCGGCACUGCCACUCGGCGACUCCGACUUGACUCCCAACUGAGGAGCGCCACAGAUUUCCGAACCGCCGCGAGUUCUUGCUGGAUUCGCUGGGGGCGGAGCGCGGACUCGUCGGGCCAGCGCGAUGCAGCAGCAAGGCUUAGACGUACACAAGCUACAACAGGUAGUGAAGACCCGCUGGCUGAAGCCUCAAGAAGUUCUGCAGAUACUACGGAAUCAUGACCUGUUCAUGGUCUCACAUAAGCCCCCACAGAAGCCACCGAGUGGUUCUUGGUUUCUUUUCAACCGAAGAGUACUUCGGUACUUCCGGAAUGAUGGAUAUGAAUGGCAAAAGAAGAAGAAUGGGAAGACCGUUAAUGAAGCCCAUGAGCGCCUCAAGGUUGAUAACGUGGAUGCGCUGAAUUGCUACUAUGCUCGUGGAGACAAAAAUCCCACAUUUCAGAGGCGGAUAUAUUGGAUGCUUGAUCCGGCUUAUGAACACAUUGUUCUUGUCCACUAUAGAGAUGUUCUAGAGGGAAGCAUUUCAGUAUCAGCACGAAAUGAUUCUUCAACAUCGAAUCAGAAUGGCAGUGCUAGCAGAGCUGAAGUACACAGUUCACCCGGUUGGACAAGUGAGUUUGUUUUGCCAUGUCCCAAUUCAUCCAGUCCAGGAUCUGCAGAAGAAGUUAGUUCCCGAACUGUGACCAUAAACAAUGAAACAAAUAGAAGUGGAUCUGAUUGGAUUCAACAUAAGGCAGCCUUGCGGAAACUUGAAAUGCAGCUGAGUCUGGAAGACAAAGAAGAUUCCAAUGUUCUAGCCGAGGAAGUUCCAACAAAUAUUGAGCAUGUUAUUGUCCCUGGAAUUCAGACUGGGGAGCCAGGCAGUUCUGCAAAUUUUGAGGAUAUCUUUAAUGUACUGGACUUUAGUAGAGAUCAUACCAAAGAAAAUGGAACUGACCCAUGUCCCAGUGCUAUUGAUGUGUUAAAAAAUUCAGACACGUGGUUGGAGGAGGAUCAACUUGAGGCAAUUCUGCAUCCAGCUUCUAUGGCACCGACCGAAAACCUAUGGUUCAAUAUCCAUGAGGUUUCUCCAGAAUCGGCAUUUUCUUCUGAAAUUACAAAGGUUAUUGUUUUAGGAGACUUCCUUUGCAAUCCUUCUCAUAGCUCAUUGGCAAUGCUGUUUGGUGAUGUUAAGGUACCCGUGGAAAUUAUCCAGCAAGGUGCCAUCCGUUGCCACACUCCAUGCCUUAAUGCUGGAAAAGUGUCAAUGUGCUUGAUAGAUGGGAACGGGAAACCCUGCAGUGAAGCACGAGAAUUCGAAUUCCAUGAGAAGCCUACCAAGAGCAUGGUUGAUGGAAAUGAGAAACCGUGCAAUGAAGCACAAGAUAUCAAAGUCCAUAAGACACCUACCAAAAGUAAUGAUGAGCUAUUGUUGCUGCUCAAUUAUGUGCAGAUCCUUUUUGGUCAUGGUUGUGACGUAUUUUCAAAAUUUAGCCCGCAACUCCCAAAUCCUGGCUGUGGAUUCCUAGUUAACCAAAUGGAUAUUAUGCGGAAGACAUAUGAGCAGCUGGACCCUGAGAAGACAGUAUAUAGUGUCAUGGAAGUAUUGCUUAAUGACAAGUUUAAGCAGUGGCUGUUAUCCAAAUGUGAACAGAAUAGUGAUGGAAAUCAUUUGCUUCCUAAGCAAUACCAUGGUGUUAUACAUACAAUUGCAGCCUUGGGAUAUGACUUGGCUUUGAAGCCACUGCUUAGUUCUGGAGUACCUAUAAACUACCGUGAUGGAAAUGGAUGGACUGCUCUACAUUGGGCUGCAAGAUUUGGCAGGGAGGAUAUGGUUGUGGCUCUUCUUACUGCCGGGGCUGCAGCUGGUGCACUUUCACAUCCAACGUCAGAAGAUCCCGCUGCCAAAACACCUGCUUCAAUAGCUUUGGCAUUUGGUUUUAAGGGCCUUUCCGCAUUCCUUUCAGAAGAACAAUUAACAACUCAUCUUGAUUCUAUUGAAUCCAAAGAAAAUGGAAAGUGCGAAGGCAAUGCUAGUGGCGGUGGAAUACGUAGUGCUGUGGACAGAAUAUCGGAUAAAAGCACCCAUGUGCAUGGUGGAACUGAUGAUCAGCUUGCGCUUAAGGAUUCCCUAGGAGCUGUCCGAAAUGCUGUUCAAGCUGCUGCGCGCAUACAAGCCGCGUUCAGAGUGUUUUCCUUUAAGAAAAAGAAAGAGACGGCUCUUCAGAACAGCUGCUUGUCCGUUCAUGAGACAGUUGCAGUUUCACAUGGUAUGCUGGAGAGAGCUGCAUUAUCUAUCCAGAAGAACUUCAGGUGCUGGAAAAAACGUAAAGAAUUCCUGAAGUUGCGAAAAAAUGUGAUCAAGAUACAGGCACGGGUGAGAGCUCAUCAAGAAAGAAAGAAGUACAAGGAACUAAUUCGAAGUGUUGGUGUCCUUGAGAAGGUGAUGCUUCGUUGGUACCGAAAAGGGGUUGGUUUGCGGGGAUUCAAUUCUGGAGCAAUGCCAGUUGAUGAAGAGGUGGAAGAAGACGUUGCCAAAGUUUUCCGGAAGCUAAGAGUGGAAACAGCGAUUGAUGAAGCUGUUUCAAGGGUAUCAUGCAUCAUCGGGAGUCCUAAAGCAAUGCAGCAGUACCGAAGGAUGCUUCAGAGGUACCAACAAGCAAAGGUGAAUAUACCAAAGGAUGCUUCAGAGGUUCCAACAAGUAAAGGGUGACCAUGAAAAGUAGUGCUUGUGUUAAGCCUACAGUGAUGGAGCAACGCACAAGCCACCCACUAUUCUCUUAUCUCCAGUGUUGAAGGAUCUAAAUAACAGUCUGCCUUGGUGAAGAGUAAACCCGUGGUGAUUGAAAGGACAGUGGAUCCCGAGGAAAAAACUGAAAGUGAUUCAGUACCGUCUCCAAUUCAUGCUGAACGCUCUGAGUGUACAUAGCAGCGUCAUGUGCAAAACGGCUGACUUUCGGCUGAAAGUCGAGAAGGGUGAAGGUCGACGUAUCGUGUAUAUACCGUGUGUUCACGAGUAGGUUUUCAGUAACUUCGUACUAUAUGGUAGUAGUAAAUAUGGGCAAAGCUGCUGUAGCACAAUGAAUCAUGUAAGGAAUCUCAGUUACCAUUUGCCAACGAGAAAUUCUCCCAUCCCUUUUACACAUGGGAUCAAAUGA
This is a messenger RNA of Panicum hallii, 3368 nucleotides long. RefSeq names its product calmodulin-binding transcription activator 4-like. Gene Ontology annotation, molecular function: protein binding; double-stranded DNA binding; transcription coregulator activity. Gene Ontology annotation, cellular component: nucleus. NCBI's taxonomy places the organism in Eukaryota, Viridiplantae, Streptophyta, Magnoliopsida, Poales, Poaceae. Gene Ontology annotation, biological process: regulation of transcription by RNA polymerase II. Bases 356 to 2923 code for a protein of 855 amino acids. The record is from RefSeq and is a predicted model, not a curated record. The transcript is spliced from 11 exons.